Molecule: messenger RNA, 2096 nt
Organism: Peromyscus eremicus (cactus mouse)
Lineage: Eukaryota; Metazoa; Chordata; Mammalia; Rodentia; Cricetidae
Gene: Nxph4
Product: neurexophilin 4
Exons: 4
Coding region: 1-1455 (484 amino acids)
Molecular function (GO): signaling receptor binding
Source: RefSeq, a predicted model, not a curated record
AUGAGCCGCGGGGCGCCCAUCCAUCCCCGUCAGCGCCACGCGCCGUGGUACCCGCCCGAGGCCCCGCCAGCCCUCACCUCCGAGGCCCCUGUCCCGCCCUCUGCACGGGACCCACCCGGGCCUGGAGCACAGAGGGGACCCCUCCGCCCCCCGGAUUUCCGCAGGAGCCCGGUCCUGCCGCGCCUGGCGGGACCCCUGUCCCACGACGCCCCCUCGGCGCGCACAGUCCCGAGCCGGGAGCCCCACGCCCAGGCAGUCCCAGCCCUCACCCUGCGCCCAGACCUGGCAUCUUUGGGCGCCGCCGCUCCGCUCUCGGCGCUCAGUCCGCGGGCCGCGCCGCCCGCUCCCGCCGCCUGCACCGCCGCCUGCACCCAGUCCCGCCCGCCCGCCCGCCGGCCCGGGGACCCGCCCUGCCCGACCCGCUCGCCCGGGAAGAUGCGGCUGCUCCCGGAAUGGCUCCUCUUGCUCUUUGGUCCGUGGCUCCUUAGGAAGCCCGAUCAUCCUCCCUCCCGAUUCCCAGCAGUCCUGUCCCCAAAGAGCCCCUGCCUCCCCGCCUCGGUGGAGUUUGCUCAGCAUCAGGACGUGGCCUCAACUCCCCCUCAGGCGGCCGGUGGCCAGAUCGCCGAGUCGGGAAGGCCGCAGUAUCUGGAACUGCGACCCGCCGUGGUGGCCGGAGGGGGCGCCCGCAGCCCACAGCUCCCGGCGCCCGGGUCUUCCGAGGGCCUGGGCACGGCGCGCUCCUGGAGCUGGGCCUGGCCCUCGAACCACACCGGGGCGCUGGCCAAGCCGGGGCCCGCGGCGCCGCGCACCAAGAGGAAGCCGUCCAUCAAAGCGGCCCGCGCCAAGAAGAUCUUCGGCUGGGGGGACUUCUACUUCCGCGUGCACACCCUCAAGUUCUCGCUGCUGGUGACCGGCAAGAUCGUGGACCACGUGAACGGCACCUUCAGCGUGUACUUCCGUCACAAUUCGUCCAGCUUGGGUAACCUGAGUGUCAGCAUCGUGCCGCCCUCCAAGCGGGUGGAGUUCGGGGGCGUCUGGCUGCCCGGGCCCGCCCCCCACCCUCUGCAGUCUACGCUGGCCCUGGAAGGGGUGCUCCCGGGACUGGGGCCCCCUCUGGGGAUGGCGGGGCAGGGGCUGGGGGCCCCCCACCUGGGGGGCGCGCUGGCCGGCCCCCUCGGGGGCGCGCUGGGAGUGCCGGGGGCCAAGGAGUCGCGCGCCUUUAACUGCCACGUGGAGUACGAGAAGACCAACCGCGCCCGCAAGCACCGCCCGUGCCUGUACGACCCGUCGCAGGUGUGCUUCACCGAGCACACGCAGAGCCAGGCCGCCUGGCUGUGCGCCAAGCCCUUCAAAGUCAUCUGCAUCUUCGUCUCCUUCCUCAGUUUUGACUACAAACUGGUGCAGAAGGUGUGCCCAGACUAUAACUUCCAGAGCGAGCACCCCUACUUCGGAUAGCGCCCCUGCCUGCCCUGAGCCCGCCGCCCCCCAGCCCCCCCGAGCUUCCCCACCAGACCGCAGCCUCCCGAGGUGGGACCCUUCCCUGUACACGCCCCCCCCCGUGUCCCUGUGACUGCCCCCCACUUCUCCCCCUGCGGGUAGGGUGGAGGAAAACAGCCUCUCCCCGGGGGGACUGUCGGCCAGCGCGGGUCUCCACUCCCUUUUGGCCCCGGGUGUCCCCGAGGCUGGGGUGGUCUCCGGAGAGGCAGGAGCACAGCCCCAGAGUGCGGGGCCUGGAGGCCUGCUGAGGGUCCCCCCUUUUUGCCCACCCUGCGGCUUUAACGACGCCCGGCCCCCUUUCUUGUCCCGUCCACCCCGCCAGACUGUCAAGUCUCCGCGCCCGUCUAGUCCCUUCCCUUUCUGCGUGCCCUACGUCGGUCCUCCUCUUCCUCCAAACCUCAGUGAAGCAAAAAAUCCCGAGCAGGGGGGCCCUGCCUGGCCCCCGCGCUCUGCCCCCCACUCCCUCCCUCGCCCGCCCGCCCGCAGUCCGGCUCCACCUGCCCUCUCUCUGGCCGCUUCCUCUCGGUGAUAUAUUUUUUUUUUCUUUUUUCUACGCCAAAACAGACGGGAAAGGGAACAAAAUAAAGCGAAAUCCAAUA